CAGGGGAGCCGCUCUACUGGUCAAAGCUAAGAAGGAAACAUUUUCUACCUUCGAUGAGUUAUUGGAGAAGUCUGAAAAGCCUUUACUCGUCGACUUCUAUGCAACUUGGUGUGGUCCGUGCCAAUACAUGGUUCCCAUACUUCAAGAAGUGCAUGAGAAGAUGAGUGACAAGAUUAACAUUGUGAAAAUUGAUACAGAGAAAUAUACAAGCAUUGCAAAUAAGUAUAAAAUUGAAGCAUUACCAACUUUCAUUGUCUUCAAGGAUGGGGAACCUUGUUAUCGCUUUGAGGGAGCGUUGCCUGCUGACCAGCUAAUCCUGCAGAUUGAGAGUGCUUUAGAAGCUCCAAAGUAGCAUGUGCAUGUAUUGUCAGCAAGGAAUUUCGCUCCCUGAAAUAGCAUGUGUGAAGAAUGUCCUCCUUAUGGAUUGAUCUACCAACUAUGUGAAACGGUCUGAAAUCUCGGUGUACAAAGAUAUGGAAGCGCACAUCUAGAUGCAUAUUUUAAGUAUGUUUCUUCUGUGUAAAUUCUUUCAGCGACUAAGAUUUUGUUUUGGAACUGAGCCUCUGGUGUUCCAUUUGCCUGGUACGGAAAAUUACCAUAUCCAUAUUUAUCAAGUUGAAAUCUUAAGUGCUGAA
Molecule: messenger RNA, 635 nt
Organism: Triticum urartu
Lineage: Eukaryota; Viridiplantae; Streptophyta; Magnoliopsida; Poales; Poaceae
Product: thioredoxin Y, chloroplastic
Cellular component (GO): cytoplasm
Molecular function (GO): protein-disulfide reductase activity
Source: RefSeq, a predicted model, not a curated record